ACGCCUCUCUACCACAGAACUACAGAAAUUUAUAAAAGACUGAUAACGUAACUCUGUCUAAAUUAUUGUACUUCUUAACAAUUUUUAUAUUAAAAUACAUCCAGAGAUCCAAGGAGUCAUUCAAUGAAGACUAUCACUUGGUAUAGCAUAAGAAUUUAUUGAGUGAUACUUGAGGCUGAUCCUGGGAUUAAUUGGAGUUUUACAUAAAGUGCUCUUCUUUUAAUCAUUACCAAAAUUCUUGCGCGAAUCUUAGCUAGCCAAAGAUAACGUUGUAUUCCACAUCAGAUUUUUAAUACAUGUAUUUAUCGCAUAUACGUGUAGAGCUAUAUGUCUUGUAGAUGACACUUUCAAGUGGCUAUUUGGCACUUACGAGUCUUUCAUGAAUUUCAGAAAUGAGGAAUCGCUGUUCUCAUCCUAAGUAAGAGAGUAACCACUGGAACUUAACAAGAAAUAAAGUGGAUACAGCUACCCACAUAUCAUUAAAAAACUUUUAAUAUUUGAUAGCAAUUGAACGAUAUAGAUAAAAGCGUGUUUGCUCUUUACAUGCCUUAUCGCUUUAUUUCUGUCUACUUAUACAGCAUUUCCAAAUGUUUAAUCUUCUCUCCCGUGAUCAGUGAUUUUACAAAACCAACAGCGUGAUAUCGAAACAAUAGGAUAAAAGCGAAAAAGUUAAUAAAUUAUGCAGGUAGAUGUGAUUAUGUAUCAAUUGCUAGUGUUUGAUGCCACAGCUCCCCUGGCACUGAGAUACAAGAUAUAAAAAAAAGUUUUCGUUAUGAGAAUAGAAACUCCACGAAGACGAUACUGAGUGAAUUAUCGGCUGAGUUUUCCAGCACAUGGCUAUUUCCUGCAACGUUCUUUCAUUCAAAGGUUUGGCUUCCAUUGCAACGUAACAGAAUAUAGAUGGAGUAUUUUUCAUAGUAUGGGUUAUAGCGUUUUGGGUGGAAAGUGGUCCCAGUGUCAGUCUAGUUAUUAGUGUAAUUAAUGUGAACAGUGCAUCCUUUACCUUUGAUCACUGACGUUGUUACAAGCGAUGAUCCAUAAUGCGCACGGUCUCCAAUGCUGCAGAAGUUUCCAAUGAAAGAGCGUAAUAAAUUCAUUGGAAAUUGGAUUUUUCAAUUGGCAGUAUUUCUAAUGUCAUUAGCGAUAUCUGCUUUUUAGCGUUGAAAUAUGAGCAGAAGUUGUCAGUUGAGGUACAAACACAUUCAGAGAAGGACAUAAAAUUUUAAAACACUCGUUGUCUGUUGAUUGAAAUUUCAGACAUCUACAACCAACCUGAUACCUAAAUUAGACGGUGCCAAUCAAGAAUCCGUUUAUUGGAGACUUCCCAAAGAGAGGCAAAUUAGAGUGAGAGAACAACUGCCGAGGAAGGGCGAUAAUUCCCAGUUUUUAUGACCUGGGUUUUAGACCCUUGUGACAGAGCCUGUGUUAAACUGAUUGAAUUUCUAACCUAGCUGUGUUUGGGGAUAAAAUACUAAUUUGCAAAUCCUCAACACAGUAUCGCAUCGUAUUGAUGUUCUGUAACUCAGCCUACGACAGGAAGUGCGAGUUCGUUGUUGUGUUUCAAGAACUGGACUAUUUCGACUAUGUUCAUUGACUGAAAUUAAAGACAUUUACAAGGUGAACUCUAUGAUAUCAAACAUUGGACAGGAUGAAUUUUCGUAGAUGUCUCCGAAAAUGUUUGAAUUUUGUUUUGUGUACAAUUCAUUCCAAGGAUUUAGAGUGGAUUUUUCUGAUUUCCUUCCUUGUCUCCAUUCCAGGUAUGUCUUUGUGUCAGCAUCACCAAUCGACAGAAUUCAUGGACAUCCAGUUCAAUUUCACCUACACCGCAGGCGAUCUGGCGACAUUGUACUGUAGGAUAAAAGACUUGGGCACCAAAGUGGUAGUAUGGCGGAGAACCUCGCAGCCACAUCCCAUUUCCGUUGGACUGGACAUUUAUGUUCCAGACGACAGAUAUCACGUGCAACAUAUUCCAUAUCGAGGCAGCUGGAAUUUGAUGAUAAAGAACGUGAAUUUGAAUGACGCGGGUGUGUAUGAAUGCCAAAUAAGUGCCAAAGAAAGAGCGGGCUCCCGGCGACUUGUUCUCCUAAACGUCCUUGAGCCACCAUCGACAACGACUCAGAAAACGAUAUCACCGCCAGACAUAUACAUUACGACUAGCUCCAACUUUGUUGAAGUCGGUCGUACAAUUACGGUGAUAUGCAAUGCCACAGCCAUAGAUUUCCCAACGGGAGACAUUGACUGGUUCAUAGAUGGUCAUAAAGUCAGAGAAAAUUCGCGGACUACAAUUACAAAAUAUUCCUCAUUUGUAGAAAAAGUGAUAAUUAGUAAACUGACUAUUACGCACGCGCAACUAGAGGAUGCCGGGACUUAUGUUUGUCGGACUUCCGAGUCCCAGAUCACCAACACAAAAAUUCAUGUUCUCAGUGCAAGGUCUAUAAAUGCCAAGCGAGGAACAGAUAGUGAAGAACGAUUUGCCAAGAGAUCAUCUGGAUCAUCACCGUUUACGUCACUUCCGGGACUUUUGUACCUGUUACCCUUUGUUGUUAUCCACUAUAAUUGCUGUCGGACAUAGUCGUUACUUGUUUUCAAUGAAUUGAUUUUUCUAUGCAUUACAUUGUUAUUAAAUAUAUUUUUAUAAACUG
This is a messenger RNA of Ostrea edulis (European flat oyster), 2642 nucleotides long. Its product is annotated as obscurin-like. Gene Ontology annotation, cellular component: neuron projection membrane. Lineage: Eukaryota; Metazoa; Mollusca; Bivalvia; Ostreida; Ostreidae. Gene Ontology annotation, biological process: synapse organization. Bases 1649 to 2572 code for a protein of 307 amino acids. The record is from RefSeq and is a predicted model, not a curated record. The transcript has 7 exons.